UGGCGGCGAAAUUGAAUUUUUAUUUAGUUUUUAUGCAUUUUCUACCGCGAUGACCCCGAUUUGAAAUUGAUGUAUAUCCUAUACACUUAAUACUUUCUAAUAAAGUAUCAAGCAUUCAGAAAUAAAAAUCAUCAAUCAAACAGUUGAACUUGAGGAUAGGAGGAGUGAACAGUAAGGAUGGAGAGAGUGGUUGCCCUUGUUGACAUGGACUGUUUCUAUGUGCAAGUAGAACAGAGAUACAAUCCGAGUCUGAAAGGCAAGCCGUGUGCUGUGGUACAGUAUAACCCCUGGAAAGGAGGAGGCAUCAUAGCUGUCAGUUAUGAAGCUCGAGCGUUCGGUGUGACUCGACAGAUGCGUGGUGAUGAUGCGAAAGCCAAAUGUCCGGCCAUCAAUUUAGUAAGGGUGCCCCAAGUCAGGGGCAAGGCAGACCUCACAAAGUACAGAGAGGGUGGAGCCGAGGUUAUUGAGGUGUUGUCACGCUUCAGUGACUGUGUGGAGCGUGCGAGCGUAGACGAGGCGUACAUUGACCUGACCGAUGAAGUUAACAAGCGAAUGGUCAAUCUGGGUCAGAGACCGGUCAGUCUGGGAGAUCUGCCUAACACACAUGUAGUGGGGCAUGAUAAGGAUAAAGAUGGUAAAGAUCAGUCUGACUGGCUUGGUCAGGCUUUUGAUCCUGACUGUCUUGAGGUACAUGACCAGCGUCUUGCUGUGGGUGCAGUGAUCGCAGAGGAAAUGAGGGCGGCUGUGUUUGAAGACACAGGAUUCAGGUGCUCAGCAGGCAUUGCUCACAACAAGAUUUUGUCCAAGCUAGCGUGUGGGUUCCAUAAACCUAACAAGCAGACAAUUUUGCCACACUCGGAGGUUCAAAACCUGUUCAUAACAUUGCCUAUCAGAAAAAUUCGUAGCUUGGGAGGAAAGCUGGGAGUUCAGGUUAUGGAACACCUGCAAGUGGAAAACAUGGCUGACCUCGUGCCGUUCUCUGAGAAGGCUUUACAGCAGUUUCUAGGGGAGAAAAAUGGAACGUGGCUGUACAACAUGUGCCGAGGUUUUGACAACGAGCCUGUCUCAGCACGACAGCUACCCAAGUCUGUCGGCUGUAGUAAGAACUUCACAGGGAAAAACUGCCUGGACACUGGAGAGAAGGUGAACUUCUGGUUGUCUGAGCUUGCCAAGGAAGUGGAGGAGAGGCUGAAGAAAGACAAGCAAAAUAACAAGCGAACAGCACGGACAUUAACCCUGUCAGUGCGAUACGAGGCCAAACCAAAGCCCCAGUCUGCCUCCCGAGUUUGUGCCCUCAUGCGAUACGACGCCCUGAAGUUCACAGAAGACGCUUUUGCCCUGGUAAAGCAGUUCAACAGCUGUCCUCCUCACCAAGCUGCUUGGUAUCCACCCAUCAUCUGUCUAGGCUUAUCAGCUGGGAAGUUCCAGGAUGACAACAGCUGUAGCACAACCACCAUAGGUGACAUGUUUGCCCGGACAGAGAAAAUGGCAUCUCAAACUACACAGGGUACGGGACCAGAGUUGUUAUCUUCGCAGGCAAUAAAUGUGGACCAGCCUAGUCAAAACAGUUGUAUGUCACAGGUCUGUGAUUUUGACUUUGCGAGUCAAAAAUCUUCAUUUAAGAAGGCCUAUUCUGAUCAUGGGAAUAUAAAUAACUUCUUCAAAACUGUGAAUCAGAAAGAUUCCACAGAAAACUGUGAACUUUUUGUUGAAAGUAAAUGUUCAACCGGAAUAGUAGAUACUCCAGGCUCUGAUCAAGCCGAUACUGAAAUUUCUUGUGUUAGUGAUAAGAAAAUAAACAACAAGUGUACAAGUGAUAGUUCAAACUCUAUUAAGUCAUUUUUCAAGAGAAAACAACUGGGACUUUCAAUAGCUUUACAGCCUUGUGGUGAUGACAUUAAACAAAAAAGUAAUGUUGAAAAACUAAAAACUAAUGAAACUGGAACACAAAGAAACAAAUACUUGUUUAGCGAGAAUUCGCAUGACAAAAGUAUAACUUCACAACAAGCUGACAUUGGAGAAUCUGUAGUUACUAUACUGGAUGAUUGUGAUGGAAUAGGUUUGACUAAUUCAUUAACUGACACUUUGGGAGCUGACAAUUGUGAUAGAUUCAAAGCCAGUUCGACAUACUGUGAUAGAGUUGAAGCAGGUCUGACAAACGGUGAUGGAGUUGAAGCAGGUCUGACAAAUGGUGUUGCAGCAGGUCUGACAAAUGGUGAUGGAGUUGAAGCAGGUCUGACAAAUGGUGAUGGAGUUGCAGCAGGUCUGACAAAUGGUGAUGGAGUUGCAGCAGGUCUGACAUAUGGUGAUAGAUUCAAAGCCAGUUCAACAUAUUUUGAUAGAGUCACAGCAGGUUUGACAAAUGAUGAUAGAGUCACAGCAGGUCUGUCAUAUGGUGAUAGAGUAGCAGCAGGUCUGACAAAUCGUAAUGGGGUCACAGCAGGUCUGACAAAUGCUGAUAGAGUCGCAGCAGGUCUGACAAAUGAUUAUGGAGUUGCAGCAGGACUGACAAAUGUGUCUGUUUGUGAUGACGAUUAUGUGCAAUGUGAAAAGUGCAGUAUGAAGAUCUCGGUGUGGGAGAUGCCAGAACACAUGGAUUUUCACUUUGCUCUGGAACUACAAAAAGACUUGAAUACUUCUGACAGACUGGUGUUACCUAGCAAAACAAAUGUUCAAAACAAUGGCAAGAGGAAAUCUGAUCAGGCUUCUCAAAAUGCCACAAAGAAAACAAAAAGGACGAGCAAUGCUGCGAAUCAGGGAAAAUUGGAUUCAUUUUUUGUAAAACACAAUUGAAAUAUGAUACCAGAGCUCCAGAUAAGGUAUUGGGGAUAAGGGAAAUUUACACCCAGGAGUAUUUAUUGAAGUGUCAAAAGUAUUUUUCCAUGAAGAUAUUUUAUCAACAAGUAUCAAAAGAAAUGUAAAAGUCUGUUUUAGGUAUUAAUACCGUAGAUAGUUAUAGCUAAACCAGUUGCUAAAAAAUUUAAAAAAAACUUAGACAAUAAACUUUCCUUAAAAACUAUAAUAUAGGAUAUGGUAAUGUAAAGUGAAGUGAACACCGUCUUGAAUUUGUUGCUCUCAUCUCUCAAAGACUCUAAUGGCUUUAUAGUCUACAUGCUGUUACAAAUGCCAAACAAAAGGAAGGCAAAUUUCACUAUGUCCAAUGCUUGUUGAUAACGCAUAGGUUCUAAAGUAAGUCAAUUGUGUUUUAUAGUUUAAAUGCAUAUUUAUUAGUUGAGCUCCUUAUCUGGAACUCUGUGAUACAAUGCUAUCAAAACAACAUUGCAUACUGAUAUAACAUUGAGUCUGUACAUAAUAAAUUGAUAUAUUUUUACACUUGGAUAAAUAAUGUUUUUUUAGCCUACCUGAGCACAAAGUGCUUAGCGUGAGCUACUGUGAUAGGGUGAUUGUCUGUCCAUCUGUCUGUCCAUUGUCAGCAUUUUCCUUCAAACAACUUCUCCUCCUAAACAACUGGGGAAAGUUUAACCAAACUUCGUGAGAAUGUUCCUUGGGUGGUCCUCUUCCAGAUUUCUUCAAUAAAAAUUGUUCCAUGCAGAACUCGGGUUGCCGUGGCAACCUGAAAACAAACAAACUUGAAAUCCUUCCUCUAGAAACCACUGGCCGGAUGUUAACAUAAUUUCACAGAAUGCUCCCUGUUUCAAAUUCCUUCAUGCCAUGUUGAUUCGUAAAAAAGCAUGGCCGCCAUAGGUGGGGCUACUUUUCAUUAUAUGUCUAUACCUGAUUUUAAAAUAUGGUAAUCUCAGGGAAAUGUUCCUUCGUUGAUCCUUUAUUUGAUUCCUUCACCCCAUGUUGAUUUGAAAAAAGACAUCGCAAUCAGGGGGCCGGGCUUCUUCACACUGUGUUUAUAUUGAAAAUCUUCUCUUCAGAAACUCUUGGCACAAUAUCAAAAUAAUUUGACUGUAGUGUUCCUUAUGUGACCCUCUGUCAAAUUCCUUAAUGCCAUGUUGAUUCAUAAAAAAACAUGGAAGUUAGAGGCGGGGCUAGUUUUCACUGUCGCCAUUUUCACUAUAAAUGUCACACAGGCGACAACCCUUCGUUAUAUGUCAUUUCCCUGCUUGGUCGUAUCUAUAUCUUUAACAUAUUGUGUUUUCCAUGUAUCUAAAUGAUGUCUCUAGCUGAAAAACGGUAUUUGACAUGCCCAUGAGUGGUAUGCAUUCCACACAAUUCAAAAUUGUUGUUAUAAAAUGGUGCAAUUUCAUUGUUAUUCUGUUGCCCCCAAAAAAUUUAUUUUUUCCAAAUUGAAUUAAAAGAGGAAAACUAGGACACAUCAAAAAAAGGUUGACUUUGUCAUUUAGUGAAAAAUUUAAUUAGUUUCAAAUAGUUUUUAUUUUAUCAAAUUAUGAGCAACACUCACCUAAAGGCAUUAGUUUAUGUAUAUACAUGUCUUUGUUAUACAUUUGGCAUUUUUACCCAUGUUCUAAUAAUGCACUGGCAUAUUUAAAAAAAAAACUGCUCAAAAACUUUAAUAUUAUACUUUAAAAUAAAUCACCAUUGUUGCAGUAAUGAAAUAAAAUGGGUUCACUAGAUUAUCUAAGAAAUUAAACAAACAUUGUUUUUGUACUUCUAGGUGCUUGAAGAUGGUAAAUUCUGUAGUGUCCGCAACGGGUCUGAUUUUACUACAUGGCAUUAUUGUUACAGACACAUGCUAUUUUAAUGUUAAAAUGGCUUGACAACUUGUUUUGAUCUAUCAACUUAUUUUGGUUUUCAGUUGGUAACUAUUUCCAUAAUAUCUGAAUAAAUGUGUCCGCAACGUGAAUUUGAAUUGUAUAUUUCACAGUCAAAAAACAGUCAUUGCUUUGUUUAUUAUGACAUAAAUGAAUAACCUAUAGCAGGAAUAUAACACUAAACUUGAAUAAAAGAUAUAUUUGUAAAGAAACAAUGUCAUUCUCUUUUUGUUAUAAAGAUUGUAUAACUCUUAUAUCAGUUAUGUCUCCAUACAAGUUAAAUUUAUUAAUCAAUUUUGUUGCGGACACUACAAAACUCAUUCAUGGUGUGGUGCUUUAGAAUAAAACUAUUUUAGCGGCAGAAAUGGAUAAGAAACCAUUAAUUUAACAAAUACAGAGCACUCUAGAAAAUGCAAAAAGGACUAUGAAAGUGAAAAAGAAAAGGACAGAUUAAGUUGGCACGUUCCAAAUUAAAAAAAAAAUGCAUUAAAAAUAAUGAAAAACUUCAGAAAGAGGAGAGAGCUUAAAAAAGUGAGGAAGUCAGAAAAUAUAGGACCAAAAAGAGACAAAAACAAAAGAGUGACCAAAAAAUGAGAAUGGUCAAAACUUAAAAGGGAUCAAAAGAAAAAAGGUGCAUAGCUCAGAACACAGAAAUGGCGCUUAAGAGUAGAACUGAAUGAUACACUAUCAGAAUCAAACAUUCCAGUAAAUGAAAAUCAGAUUGAAGAUGUGGAACUUAACAGAGAAAAUAAUGAGGAUAACUGUCACACACAAGUAAUGAACAGAACAGGUAGUAAAGAUAAAAGAACCACAGCAGAAAGUAGUAAGUGCAAGACACCUUACUUUCUAAGAUGGUCUGAAUUCCAUUUUAUUUAACGCGUGAAGGACAUCAUGCCUGCUACACCCGCAAAAGCGGCAGAGUUAGGCUUAUUGAAAGACUGGUGUCUUCACCAUCCACAUCCAAACAGCUAAAACAACGAAGUGUUAUAGCAACACCAGAAAUAAAGGAUAUGGCAACAGUUGGGGAACACUUUAUCCAGUCUGUAAAAGCUAUGAAAGAGAUGAGCAAUGAACAAACUACAAAUGACGAAACUAACGAGUCUGAAAGAGCUGAGAAAAAAGAAAAGAUACAUGCAAAGAAAACUCUAAAACAUUUCCUUAAUGAAAGUACAAAGAAGACAAUGCUGAAAAGGAAAUUUGAAAAUGGCACAGGCCUCUGGACCAGUGUGUGUAUACAAUGUGAUAAAUUACGUCAUAAAUGCUACGUCAGAAGCCAAUAUUUUGCUUCAAAUGAAGACUUUAAACAAAUAUUACUUUACUAUCUAUUCACCAUUUCAAAUUAAACAAAAUGCAGUUAACGCCGCUUACAGAGCCCCACCUUUGGUAUUUUACUAGAGUUUGAUUGAGAGUUUAGUUUCUUAAAACACUUCAACAAACCUUUUCACAAAACCGCCGCCUGAUGGAGCACUGUUAAAACAUUAGUUUGGAUACAGGUUUGUUAAAGUCAAAGUCCGAUAAUGAAACGAGGGCGGGGCUCUUUGAGCAGCAUAGACUGCCCUUUGUUUCAUUUAUAAUGGUAAAGAAAAAGAAAAGUUAUCUUUGUUUUUAGUCUUCAUUUGAAGCAAAAUGUUGCCUUCUAACGAAGCAUUUAUGACAUAAUUUAUCACGUGGUAUACACACACUGUGGAAAAAGCGAAAAAUCUAACUGCUGGUAGAAGAAUAGAGCACGAACAAUUUGAAAAGGGCAUGUUUCGGCGGACACAGAAUGAAUGUUUAAAGACUUCUAUCUGUUUGGUGCGGUUAGAAAGACAAUCAGCUAAAGUUUUUGAUGACCAUGACGAUAAAUGAUAACUGUUCAAAACAAAGUUUCCAAAUAUGAAGGUUGGCCUUACAACUCUCUACAAGCUUAAACCUAAAAAUGUACGUAAAGUCAGUGAAACAAACAGAAAAUGUUGCCUAAUUGUCAAGUUUGUUGCAAUAAAGCUUUAGUUGCAGAAGGUAUUAACAACUUUGUAAGUGGAAAAGACGGGGCAGGGAUCAAUAAAAUAAGCCAAUCCGAAAUUGCCAACAUGAUGAUGUGUGGUGAUAGCGAUUCCCAUAAUUGUUACUGUUACUAUAGACAGAUAAUAUGUAUUGAAUUGUUAAUUUAGUUUAGUUAAUACAAUUGUUCUUGUUCAUAUUUAUAUUUCAUAGGAAAAGUUUCAAUAGUUGAUAAAUUUAUCUAAGUGUUUGCUGCUAUAUCCUACAUUGUUGUAUAUGAAAAAAACUGUAGUGUCCGCAACAUAAUGUGUUUUGUUCUUUACGAGAAUUUCUUUGUAAAUACAAGAAUUUUGUUUGUAAAGAUAAGCAAGUUCUUUGUUGAAAAUGUUACAUUUCAAGUUUAUAUUGCCUAUAUUAAGAGAUAGUCUAGUGAUUUACUGCAAUAUGCAAAAUGUAUUAAUGAUAUAUUCGGUAAAAUAUAAAUUGAUUUAUGGUAAUAUUUUUAUCAUUAUUAUUCACACUUAAAUGUUUCUAUAGUCAGUAAGAAUAUGAUUUUUAAGUUUAACAGUGAACAACGUUAUUUUUAUAUAGGAGAAAAUAUAUACUUGACUUAACAUACAUAAAGAAAACAAUUGUAGUGUCCGCAACGAAAUUGUGUACUGUUGAAAAAUGUGUGACAAUUGAUAAAUCCAUGGUUAUGUGCCAACAUUUUCUUUAUAUAGUUGACAAUUGAUACCAUUCAGAUUUUUUUAUUUUCUUGUAGAGUAUUUUUUUCUAGACCUUUCUGAAUAAGUGGUUAUAGUUUUCCUUAUCUUGAGCAACAUGUUACUCACAGUGAAAUUCAGUGAUAAUCUAUAUACAGUAAUGUAUUUUGGGGUUGAACUUCUGUAUGAUGUUGAGUUUCAAUAAAUAUAACCAAAACAAGCAAUGUUUAAGGUAUUUUUUGAAGAAAUAUGCAAGUGUAGCAACAUACUACUCUCUAUACUCUACAUAUAUGUAGUGUCCGCAACGAUCAUACCUGCUGUUAUAGGAUGGGCCAUAACUUUUGAACGACUUGAGUCACAGACAUAGAACUUCAGAAAAUUAUGCUCAGAUAGUAUGUCAAUCUGAUCAUAAUAAAUAAUAAAUAGUAGAAAACAUUUCAUUAUUCAUAAUGAAGUGCAACAUCCCCGUGACAUUUAUAGUGAA
Molecule: messenger RNA, 7850 nt
Organism: Mya arenaria
Lineage: Eukaryota; Metazoa; Mollusca; Bivalvia; Myida; Myidae
Product: DNA polymerase eta-like
Exons: 11
Coding region: 178-2793 (871 amino acids)
Biological process (GO): response to radiation; error-prone translesion synthesis
Cellular component (GO): nucleus; site of double-strand break; replication fork
Molecular function (GO): damaged DNA binding; DNA-directed DNA polymerase activity
Source: RefSeq, a predicted model, not a curated record